This is a messenger RNA of Phragmites australis (common reed), 1525 nucleotides long. RefSeq lists its product as uncharacterized. The record is from RefSeq and is a predicted model, not a curated record. Gene Ontology annotation, molecular function: phospholipid binding; clathrin binding. Lineage: Eukaryota; Viridiplantae; Streptophyta; Magnoliopsida; Poales; Poaceae. Gene Ontology annotation, biological process: endocytosis. The transcript has 3 exons. Gene Ontology annotation, cellular component: clathrin vesicle coat; plasma membrane; endosome. Bases 436 to 1212 code for a protein of 258 amino acids.
GCAUCCGCCGGCUGACGUUUUGUCACGGUCGCCCAUCCAGUCCGUUCCACCCCCACUUCGACGAAGGUUGAACGCUUCAAAGUCCGCGAUCGGAGCGCAGCGCGGCGCGCUCUUCUCCCCAUCCAUUAAGCUCGCCCAGCGACUCCACCCCGUUGCCUGUGCGUGGCGUGCGUCACUCGAGCUCGAGGAGGUGGUUCGGUUGCGCUCCCAACGGCUCGACCGGCCUCGUACCGCUUGUUCGCUAGCGCUCGUGUGCGGAGUGGUUGCUGGCCGGCCGCCGCGCGGGUGAGCGGGCGGGCGGGCGGGCAUACCGAUAUAGGGAGAUAGCGAGCUAACUCACAGCUCUUGUUCCGUCGCUCGUUAUCUCCUCUCGCCCACCUCGGCGGCAGAUCGGUCGGGACAGAGAAGGAGGGUGGUUGUCUCCUCUUGCCCACCAUGGACGCGCCCUUCUUCAACGAGCUCAGGCGGCAGGCGUCAUCCUACCUCACCGGCAAGAUCCGCUCCGCGCGGCUCGCGCUCACCGACGUCACCCCGACGCAGCUGAUGACGGAGGAGGCGACGAACGGGGACGCGUCGCCGCCGAACGUGAAGACGAUGGGCCUCAUAGCCCGGCAGGCGUUCGAGAUCGACGAGUACGUCAGGAUCUCGAACAUCCUGCACAGGCGCUUCGCGAGUUUCGACAGGAAGCAGUGGAGGGAGGCGUACAAGGCGCUCCUCCUCCUGGAGCACCUCCUCACGCACGGCCCCCGGAGCGUCGCCUUAGAGUUCCAGAAAAACAGGGAGGUCAUCGAGCGGAUGACCACCUUCCAGCACAUCGACGAGAAAGGAUUCAACUGGGGCCUGACGGUGAAAAGCAAGUCGGAGCGCGUGCUGAAGCUGCUGGAGCGCGGCCCGUUCCUGGAGGAGGAGCGCGAGCGGGCGCGCAAGAUCGCGUGCGAGAUCAAGGGCUUCGGCAGCUUCAACCUCGGCAACGCCUCGCGCGCAGUCGCGCAACCGUCCGGUGACGACAGCAACCGCUACGGCCGGAGCAACUCGCAGUUCGAGGAGCGGUGGAGACACGACGACGGCGACGACGGCGACAAGGAGAACCUGAUAGCCAGGCCGGAGCCGCGGGUCGGGCGGGAAGCGCAGGUGGAGGAGCCGCACCACCGCCACCCGUUCCACGGGUUCGUGCAGCAGCGGCCGGAGGCGAUGCUGCUCCUGAGCCAGUGAUGGGGUCAGUCGGUUGGUGUGGUGGUGAUGUGAAAAAAAAAAACACGUGUGCUGAACUAGCCUUUCUCCCUUCUCAAAGCCUGCAAGAUCAGUGGUUUGCUGACACUGCUGCGUAAUGCUUGGGUACUCUCUGAUGUUCUCAUGGUUUCUGUUAGGCAUGCUUCGCGAUGUAUAGCUGUUUGGCCUUGUAAAUUUCUAUCCCGCAGUUCAGAUGCCUGGAUGUACGAGGAGAGAUCAUCUAGACCAAUUUUCGAGCUUCCAGCCAAACUUCUAGUAAAUUUACUGUGAUACAGAUACCUAAGAUAGCUACCCU